Messenger RNA from Chaetomium strumarium, 695 nucleotides. Its product is annotated as Prefoldin. The record is from RefSeq and is a predicted model, not a curated record. Gene Ontology annotation, biological process: protein folding. The transcript has 3 exons. The coding region runs from base 151 to 516 and encodes 121 amino acids. Gene Ontology annotation, cellular component: prefoldin complex; cytoplasm. Gene Ontology annotation, molecular function: protein folding chaperone. NCBI's taxonomy places the organism in Eukaryota, Fungi, Ascomycota, Sordariomycetes, Sordariales, Chaetomiaceae.
CAAGAAAACAACAGCAUCGCAUCAUGAGUCCGGAUUAUACAUCCAUGACACCUCAGCGUCGGUCAAACUUACCUGCUCCUCUCUCCCACGACAUAUCAGGCGUGCAUUUGGUCUUGAAUCGGACCCAUCACCAGAAACAGAAUUAUCAAAAUGUCAAUAUCCAACGAGGCGCUGCAAAAGCUCUUGAGGGAGGUCGAGACGCAGGCCAUUGCCGCGCAGCAGCAGAUCAGUCUGGUCCGCACUCAGGUCGCAAGCAAGCAGCGCGAGAUGCGGCUGGCCCAACUGACUCGCAGCGAGAUCGCGUCGCUGCCGCCUGACACGGCCGUGUAUGAAGGGGUUGGGAAAAUGUUCGUUGCCGUGCCCGUUCCAGCGUUACAGGAGAAACUUGGCGGGCAGAUGAAGGAUAUCGAGACCGAGGUGGAUGCGUUGGGCAAGCGACUGCAUUACUUGGAGACGACGGCAAAGAACAGCCAGGAGCACAUCGAGAAAAUACUGAAAGGUGGUGGUCAACCAUGAUGCUAGGGGUCGCACCGUGGUGUAUGGUUUGAUCAUUUGAUGCGAAUGUGGACAGAGACGACCCGGCUUCGCUCACCUGCUGCACUCAGUCAAGUGAAGCAACGGCAAUCAUGAUUGCGUUUAGAUGGCACACAGAUGCCCUGGUUCGAGAAGAAUGACCGAAUGAGGUCACAUUUUGG